AGAAGAAUAUUUGCAAAGGUUAUAAAUCAGUUCAAAAUGGCAAGCACAGGAGGUAAUGUACUACCUAAAUUUCGUAACACUUUUAAAAUAGCAACAAAAGAUCUGAUACAAUGGUUCCCUGGACAUAUGGGCAAAGGUGUGAAACAAAUGCAACGGCAACUGAAAAAUGUAGAUUGUAUCAUUGAAGUGCACGAUGCAAGAGUUCCAAUUUCUGGCCAUUAUGCAGAUUUUAGCAAUUCUUUAACUGGAUUAAAGCCACAUAUUUUUAUAUUAAGCAAAAUGGAUUUAGCUGAUAUGAACCUGAGAGAUUCUAUUAUAGAGAAUUUAAAACAAAAGGAUUUAUCUAAUGUGUUAUUCACUAAUUUGAAAGAUACAACUUGCAAAGGGCUUAAGAAAUUAUUACCUUUAGCACAAAAAUUAAUUAAAGAAUCAGACCGUUUUAAUAGAGCACAGGAAUCUACAUAUCAAAUGAUGAUUAUUGGUGUUCCAAAUGUAGGAAAAUCUUCGCUUAUUAAUCGUUUAAGGAAUAUUAAUCUUCGUAAAAGUAAUGCAGCACAUGUUGGUGGUGUUGCUGGUAUUACAAAAUCUGUAUCCACAAAAAUACUAAUAUCACAAAAUCCAAAUAUCUAUGUCUUGGAUACACCUGGAAUUUUAGCUCCUAGAAUAUAUGAUGUAGAUACUGGUUUAAAAUUAGCAUUAGUUGGCUGUAUGCAAGAUCAUUUAGUAGGACCAGAAGUACUUGCAGAUUAUUUAUUGUUUUGGUUAAAUAAAUGUAAAAAAUUUGAAUAUGUAGAAAAAUUAAAUUUACCAGAACCGAAUGAUAACAUAUUACAUGUUCUUACAUAUAUUGCUGCGAAAUUAAAAAAAACUGUAAGACUAAAAAACUAUGAUGGACAGAUUAUUCAAAAACCAGACACAAGAUUUGCAGCAGAACAUUUUAUCUCCAUGUUCAGGAAGGGAGAGUUAGGUUACUAUUGCUUAGAUGAAGAUAUAUUAAAAUGAACAAUAAAUUAAGUACCAAAAA
Messenger RNA from Osmia lignaria (orchard mason bee), 1024 nucleotides. RefSeq names its product mitochondrial GTPase 1. Lineage: Eukaryota; Metazoa; Arthropoda; Insecta; Hymenoptera; Megachilidae. The record is from RefSeq and is a predicted model, not a curated record. Gene Ontology annotation, biological process: mitochondrial translation. Gene Ontology annotation, molecular function: GTPase activity; GTP binding. Gene Ontology annotation, cellular component: mitochondrion.